Calidris pugnax (ruff) is the source of this 1204-nucleotide messenger RNA. It is a transcript of the gene TXN2, whose product is annotated as thioredoxin 2. NCBI's taxonomy places the organism in Eukaryota, Metazoa, Chordata, Aves, Charadriiformes, Scolopacidae. Gene Ontology annotation, biological process: cell redox homeostasis. Gene Ontology annotation, cellular component: mitochondrion. The transcript has 4 exons. The record is from RefSeq and is a predicted model, not a curated record. Gene Ontology annotation, molecular function: protein-disulfide reductase activity. The coding region runs from base 81 to 557 and encodes 158 amino acids.
AGGUGGCCAAUCAGCGCGCCGGUGGGUGGGGCGCUAAGCGGAAGUCCUGUCAGGAGUGGGUCACCUCCGGGCCCGGGAAGAUGGCCCAGAGGUUGGUGUUCCGGCGGCUGCUGUCCCUCACCCUCAGGACACUGCCCCUGCAGGGGCAGCGGAUGGUCUCUGGCCCCCUGACACCGCGUGUCCCCCUGGCACCCCAUGGCAAAGCCUUUGGCACCUCAGCAAGCUGCAGGAACACCUUCAACGUGCAGGAUGGCAGUGACUUCCAGGACCGGGUAGUAAACAACCCCAAACCCGUUGUGGUGGACUUCCAUGCACAGUGGUGCGGCCCCUGCAAGAUCCUAGGCCCCAGGUUAGAGAAGAUGGUGGCCAAGCAGGAGGGGAAGGUGCUGAUGGCCAAAGUGGACAUCGACGAUCACACAGACCUUGCUAUUGAGUACGAGGUGUCAGCGGUGCCAACCGUGCUGGCGAUGAAGAACGGGGAUGUCGUGGAUAAGUUCGUGGGGAUAAAGGAUGAGGAUCAGCUGGAGGCAUUCCUCAAGAAACUCAUCGGAGCCUGAAGUGAAAGAGUGGCUGUACCUCUGCCUCUGGACACGUCCACGCUGUGCAUUCCUUGCCUGGGAGAGCUGAGGGGCACGAGAACUGCCUGCCUUGCACAACCUGGGGUUUUUUUCCUGGUUUGGGUUGGGUUUUUUUUUUUGAGAUGGACAGUGUUGUAACCCUUUCCUCCCACUCCCCCUUCUCUCAAGCAGCAGUAGUUGUAAAAUGUGCUGAGGAGCAGGGCUGCUUAUUCUCAAAAUGGGGAAUGCAGCUGGAAUUAGGAGCCUGUGUUUAUCAGCAAAGAGCUGACGUGCAGAGCUGCUGCUGCUGCUGAGUUAAGAGGAGGAAUGUUUUUCUCUUUGCCUAGCAUCUGAUAGCACAGAGCAGAGGGCAGCUGCUCCCUGCAAGAUGUGGGUACAUACCUGCCCUGGGUGGGUUUGUUUAAAGCUGAGAAUGCCUCUGCCUUGUCUGUGAAACCUGUCUCUUUGUCCUUCUGUCCACGUGUCGCUGAGACGGGUACCACUCCUGCACAAAUCUAUGGGCUCCCAUCAGAAUUUUAUAAGAGAAAAUAGAAGUAUUUUAUGGAUCUCCUUUUGUAGGUCUGUAAUAAAGAGAACUUUAUUGGUCACUGCUCUCUAGCUGGAGAAUAAAACUUGAUUCUCAGAAA